CGCCGCGGGCCUCGGAGAGCGCGUGAAGGCGGGCACCCUCGCCCCGACCGACCAUCCCGGUGCCCCUGUGUCCCUGCGCUUCGGCUUCCGCGUGGCCACCAUGAUGCAAAUCUGCGACACCUACAACCAGAAGCACUCGCUCUUUAACGCCAUGAAUCGCUUCAUCGGCGCCGUGAACAACAUGGACCAGACGGUGAUGGUGCCCAGCCUACUGCGCGACGUGCCCCUGGCCGAGCCCGAGUUAGACCACGACGUCGGCGUGGAGGUAGGCGGAGGUGGCGGCUGCCUGGGGGAGCGCACGCCCCCGGCCCCCAGCCCUGGCAACGCCAACGGCAGCUUUUUCGCACCCUCACGGGACAUGUACAGCCACUACGUGCUGCUCAAGUCCAUCCGCAACGACAUCGAGUGGGGAGUCCUGCACCAGCCGCCGUCGCCAGCGGCGGGGAGCGAGGAAGGCAACGCCUGGAAGUCCAAAGACAUCCUGGUGGAUCUGAGCCACUUGGAGGACGCGGAGGCCAGCGAGGAAGACCUGGAGCAGCAGUUCCACUACCACCUGCACGGGCUGCACACUGUGCUCUCCAAACUCACGCGCAAAGCCAACAUCCUGACCAACAGAUACAAGCAGGAGAUCGGCUUCGGCAAUUGGGGCCACUGAGGCGGGGCGCCCGCAGCUGCCCAGCACCCUCUCCGGCUUCAUCUCUCACCCUCUUUCUUUCCUCAAAGCUAUUUUCUUCCUGGCUGUGGGGCGCGAAGGGCAGACCGCAAAGUUAGGGGGGCUGCGUACGUGCAGGGGGCGCGGCGGGGCUGUGUGGAGGAGGGGGCCUCGUUCGUGGGAGGAGAGGAAAGUGGCGGGCGAGGGGAGCUCAAGGAUCCCCCGGGAGGCGACCUACAUUCUAUGUUGGUGGGAAUGGGACUGGGCUGACGCCCCACAUUCAGCCUGUGCCUUUCCUGGUGUAUCUUUUCUGUUCUUUCUGGAGGAGAAGGGGCCAUGCCAGGGUGCGGCGCUGAGUUGCCACACUUCGGAGUGCAGCCCAGAGCUGGGUGCUGGGGAAGGCGGGGCGCUUAGCCUCCCGCCGCCCUGCCGUUGGGCCGGCGGGUUGCUAUGGUUGCAUCAGUUUUUCUGUUUGCACUAUUUCUUUUCGUAACAGUGGCCCUGUCUUAAGUAUUUCAAGUACCUCCUUGCUCUGAAACUUCGGCGAUUCCAUUGUGAUAAGCGCACAAACAGCACUGUUGGUACUACUACCGGUACUACUUUAUUAAUGAUUCUCUGUUACACUGUACAGUAGUUCUGUGGCACCCCCACCCCGCUCCUUUCACGCCACCCCUUUCCCCACCCCAGUGUGUGUAAGCUGGCAUUGUGCCAGCUGGUAGGAAGCUUGCCACUCAGCCAGUGAAAAUAACAUUAUUAUGAGAAAGUGGACUUAUCCGAAAUGGAACCAACUGACAUUCUAUCCGUGUUGUAUAUAGAAUGAUGAAGGGUUCCAUUGUUGUUAUAUGUCUUAAAUUUAUUUAAAACUUUUUUUAAUCCAGAUGUAGCUAUAUUCUAAAAAA
Galeopterus variegatus (Sunda flying lemur) is the source of this 1551-nucleotide messenger RNA. It is a transcript of the gene MID1IP1, whose product is annotated as MID1 interacting protein 1. Bases 101 to 655 code for a protein of 184 amino acids. Gene Ontology annotation, biological process: regulation of lipid biosynthetic process. The record is from RefSeq and is a predicted model, not a curated record. Lineage: Eukaryota; Metazoa; Chordata; Mammalia; Dermoptera; Cynocephalidae. The transcript has a single exon. Gene Ontology annotation, cellular component: cytosol.